GAAAUUACGUAGUAUAUAUUAAUGAACUUAGCAACUAAAAAAGUAUCAAAAUAUGUAUUAUAGAAAUAGAAAAGUACGAAUAAUUUAAAAAUUUUGAUUUAAUUAAAAAUAUUACAUUGUUUUUUCUAAAACAAUUACAAUUAACAUGAUUUAAUUAAACAAGGAUAGCCAAUUGUUAUCCAAAUUAACAACAUGUCUAAAACAAAGCAAAAAUUAAUGAACAAUGAACAAUAUUUUACGUGUUUUUGUAAAAAAUAUACGGAUAACACAAGAAAUUUGGUGUUAAAAGGAAGGGAUUUAAUUAUCAUGAAAGGCAAACAACUAGAAGAUUCGGAUAUAAAGUUUUUAUUGAUAUUUCUUAAACAAAAUCAAGACAUUGUAUCCCUUAACUUAGCAUACAACCAAAUUACAUGUAUUGGUUUCAAAAAUUUGAUUACUUACUUACUUAUAUAUAAAAAUAUAUACAAGUUGAAUGUUCAAAAUAAUAACAUAAUGGAAGCAGGAAUUGAUUAUAUGUGUGAAAUAGGACAAAAUUUACACAUCAAGAGUCUUCAAUUAAGUGGGAAUAAGUUUGGCGUUGAAUCUUCCAAAAAAAUAGCAUUACUAUUAUUGAAAAAUCCAUACUUAGAAUAUUUGGAUAUAGCAGAAGUUGAUCAAACUAUUUCAAGUUUAAUAUAUUUCACAACAGUUAUGAGAUUAGAUCAACCUAUAUACAAUGAAACUUUAAAAAUUUUGGACAUCAGUCGUCCAAAUCCAGGAUGUAUGUAUUUUUUUAAUGCAGAACAAUUUGCAACUCUAAUCGGACAUAUGUUAAGAAAUAAUACUUGUUUGUUUGGAUUGCACUUACAAAAAUGUGGUUUUAAUUGCCAUGACAUUGAAUGUAUGAUGAUGAAUGCACAAUAUAAUUACACAUUACAUUUCCUUGAUCUUGCUUGUAACAAUAUAGGAGAUCAUGGAAUGCAUCAUCUUGCUAAUUGGCUUAUAAAAUCUUCUGCUUUAUGUGGCCUUAUUUUAAGCAAAAAUAUUAUAACUGAUCAUGGUGCAAGGAUAUUAAGUCAUACUAUACCAUUUUCCAAGCUCAAGUUUUUAGAUAUUUCAUUUAAUAAAAUAACUGACGAUGGUAUGGUAAAUAUUCUAAAUUCUUUAAAAAAGAUUUCACUCAUAAAAAGCUUGCGAAUAUUCGGAAACUUUCUUAGUCAUAUAACUGCUAAGACUAUAAAGAGAAUAUUAUUAUCAAAAGUUUUAUAUCAAACAAAUCUUGAUGUCAAGCCUUAUAGAGUAGAAGAUAAAUGGUACUGUGCUCAAUAUCCAAUGGACUACUCUAAAGAACAUUUUUAUGAUAUGAUUGAAUCUUCCACAAAGUAUAAUAAUAAAGCAGAAACUUUUUCUAACAUAUACAAAUUCAAUGAAACAAGUAAAAUGAAAAAAAGAUUAUAGAAUUAGAGAUUCACUAUUAAUUUUCUUUAGAAAGCACGCAUUAACACGUUUUUAUGGACUUUUGUUAUAAAAGCUUCGCUUUUUUGCAAUAAGCAUGAUAGUGUAGUUCAUACUAAUAUGCUAAUAUAAUUUUAAUUAUUCCUACAAAUUUUGUAUCAUUUUAUUAAUAAAUUUGAGAUUUGUUGACAAUUAUUCACGAAAUCAAAUGCACUUUGAUAGGAUAAUAUUACAUGUUUUAGAUUGUAAAGCUGAAUUAAAGCAUUUUUAUGUUUUUUUAAAUUUUUCUUUUUAUAUCUAACCAUUGUUAACAUUUUAUCCAGGACAUAAUGCAACCAUAAAAUAUUUGUGUAUGGUUCAAAUUUUUGCCAAUUAUUUCUAGAAAUAAUAACAUUAUUGUUAUUAUCAUCAUCAUUAUUAUUACUGUUGUACUAUUACAUUAGCUUUGAAUUUAUGUAAUAUAUACUUACUGUACUUUAUCUUUCAUAAGACGAUAAAUCUCAAAUUGAUAUUCGCCUUGAGCAGUAAAUAAUGCAGGAUCUAAGGCUAAAUCAUUGAAUAUGCAGCAUCCUUGAUAUGACAUUCUUGAAAGAGUAAAAUCUAUGAUACACACCUUUAAGAAAAUAAAUAUAAUAUUUUGUGUAUUUAAUACAAAUAAUUAUAAAAAUUAUUAUAAAUAUAUGAUUGAUAUUAUAAACAUAAAAACAUACUUUUAUACCAUUACUUGAAACUGAAAUAUCUUUAUUAUCAAGUUUAUAGUAUAUAUAUUGUUCAUCUGUAUGAGAAAUCAAGAUAUUCCCCCAAUGCAAGUCUCUAUGUUCAAACUUAAGUGAUCUUUCAGCGACUGCUAAUGCUAAUGUAGCCUGUGAAAAAAGAAUUGAUAAUUAAGAUUAAGAUAUUAUUAGUUAUUAUAUAUAUUUCAUAUAAAAUAUUA
Messenger RNA from Vespa velutina, 2368 nucleotides. RefSeq names its product leucine-rich repeat-containing protein 34-like. The record is from RefSeq and is a predicted model, not a curated record. The coding region runs from base 193 to 1437 and encodes 414 amino acids. Gene Ontology annotation, molecular function: protein binding. Lineage: Eukaryota; Metazoa; Arthropoda; Insecta; Hymenoptera; Vespidae. The transcript has 8 exons.